CGGAAUGAUUCUCGACUCGUCGUUCCUCGCGGUUGAUGAGCUGCUGAUCGCGUUCGUCAAACGGCACCGUUUCAUGUUGCAGAGCCAGGGUUUAUUUUUUGCGUAAUUCUUGCACCGUAUGCAUGGCGCAUCUGUAGCUCGUCCGCGGAUUGUACGCUCAUCGACCGUGCAGAAACCUCCUCCUUAAGUCUCCCGUUUCCAUACGAUGAUCCCAGGAGCUGCCGCAUCAAUGUUACCCUCCGCGGAAGCUGCGAAACUGUACCAAACCAACUACGUCCGGAACUCCCGUGUGAUCGGGCUGCUGUGGGCCAUCUUCACGAUCCUGCUAGGCAUCGUCAACGUGACGAUCUUCUCGCAGCCCUACUGGAUCGGCGAUGGCAUGGACACGCCACAGGCCGGCUACUUCGGCCUCUUCCACUUCUGCACCGGGGACGGCAUAGCCCGGGAGCUGACGUGCCAGGGGAGCUUCACCGAGUUCGCGGCCAUCCCAUCCACCGCCUUCAAAGCCGCCUCCUUUCUGAUCGGCAUGUCCAUGAUGCUGGUGGUGAGCUGCAUCGGCUGCUUCAGCCUCUUCUUCCUGCUCAGCACCUCCACCGUGUUUAAGAUCUGCGGCUGGAUGCAGGCUGCGUCUGGUGUGUGUCUGGUGCUGGGCUGUAUGAUCUACCCGGACGGCUGGGACAGCGACGAGGUGCGGAAGAUGUGCGGCGAGCAGACCGACAAGUACAGCCUGGGCGCCUGCUCGGUGCGCUGGGCCUACAUCAUGGCCAUCAUGGGCAUCCUCAACGCGCUCAUCCUGUCCUUCCUCGCCUUCGUCCUGGGCAACCGGCAGGACGGCCUGCUGGGCGAGGAGCUGCUGGCCGAGAGCAAGGUUCCUCCACACCCCCCACCCGAAGAAGGAGGUUGCACUGAGCUGUAG
Messenger RNA from Gadus chalcogrammus (walleye pollock), 916 nucleotides. RefSeq names its product LHFPL tetraspan subfamily member 3 protein-like. Gene Ontology annotation, biological process: sensory perception of sound. The record is from RefSeq and is a predicted model, not a curated record. The coding region runs from base 206 to 916 and encodes 236 amino acids. Gene Ontology annotation, cellular component: plasma membrane. Lineage: Eukaryota; Metazoa; Chordata; Actinopteri; Gadiformes; Gadidae. The transcript is spliced from 3 exons.